CUAAUUCUAUCAUAUAUAAAUACUCGACAGUCACCACUCACACCAAAUCUCAUUCCUGCAGAACCCUAAUCCCUCCUCCAGAGUAACUGCGGCCGAACAGCUCCAAGUUUCGCCAACUAUGACGUUCAAGCGCAGGAAUGGAGGUCGCAACAAGCACGGCCGUGGCCAUGUCAAAUUCAUCCGUUGCUCGAACUGUGGAAAAUGCUGCCCUAAGGAUAAGGCCAUCAAGCGUUUUCUUGUGAGGAACAUUGUUGAACAGGCUGCUGUCAGAGAUGUUCAGGAAGCUUGUGUUUAUGAUCAAUACACUCUUCCUAAGCUCUAUGUCAAGAUGCAAUACUGUGUGUCCUGCGCUAUUCACUCUCAUGUUGUGAGGGUCAGAUCUCGCACUGAUAGGAGGAAGCGUGACCCUCCUCAGCGUUUCAUUAGGCGCAGGGAUGAUGCUCCAAGACCCGGCCAACCCGGUCAAGCUCCCCGCCCUGCUGGACCCGGUGCUCCCCCAGCCCGUACCUAGAAGAACCUGAUCUGAUGCAUUUUUAUCUUGUUGAGUCAGUUUGAUAUCAUGAACCUAAUUUUGUUUACUUAUUUUUAGAUUCCAGUUGUGUAGCCACAAAAUAUUAUCACAAAACUUUCAGCAUGCGUUUUUUGGCAAUUCCUACAUUUGGAUAAUUUUAAUCUGAUACUUUUAA
Molecule: messenger RNA, 686 nt
Organism: Vicia villosa (hairy vetch)
Lineage: Eukaryota; Viridiplantae; Streptophyta; Magnoliopsida; Fabales; Fabaceae
Product: small ribosomal subunit protein eS26y-like
Exons: 5
Coding region: 119-511 (130 amino acids)
Biological process (GO): translation
Cellular component (GO): cytosolic small ribosomal subunit; ribosome
Molecular function (GO): mRNA binding; structural constituent of ribosome
Source: RefSeq, a predicted model, not a curated record